Sinocyclocheilus rhinocerous is the source of this 795-nucleotide messenger RNA. Its product is annotated as synaptosomal-associated protein 25-B-like. The coding region runs from base 173 to 781 and encodes 202 amino acids. Gene Ontology annotation, biological process: synaptic vesicle fusion to presynaptic active zone membrane; synaptic vesicle priming; exocytosis. The transcript is spliced from 8 exons. Gene Ontology annotation, cellular component: synaptobrevin 2-SNAP-25-syntaxin-1a-complexin I complex; plasma membrane. Gene Ontology annotation, molecular function: voltage-gated potassium channel activity; SNAP receptor activity; syntaxin-1 binding. NCBI's taxonomy places the organism in Eukaryota, Metazoa, Chordata, Actinopteri, Cypriniformes, Cyprinidae. The record is from RefSeq and is a predicted model, not a curated record.
UUCUUUUCACUCACUCACUCCAGAGCUGUGUGCACGCGCAUUAGGUGACCCAAAUCAGUGCUGAAGGAGGCAAGGCGAUACUUACAUCUCUAACGUGGUUCAUCGAGUUCGAGCCUUCAAGUAAGAGCUACAUUUCCCGUUUAGAGGUAAGCACCUCAUUACUCCAGCAGCCAUGGCAGACGAGGCCGACAUGCGCAACGAGCUGACGGACAUGCAGGCCAGAGCUGAUCAGCUGGGCGAUGAGUCUUUGGAAAGCACUCGCCGCAUGCUGCAGCUGGUUGAAGAGAGUAAAGAUGCUGGUAUCAGAACUUUGGUUAUGCUGGAUGAACAGGGAGAACAACUCGAGCGUGUUGAAGAUGGCAUGAACCAUAUCAACAAAGACAUGAUGGAAGCUGAGAAAAGUUUAAAAGAUGUAGGCAAAUGCUGUGGACUUGUAUGUCCCUGCGACAAGCUGAAAGGUGGUGGCCAGUCCUGGGGUAAUAACCAGGAUGGGGUGGUGUCCAGCCAGCCAGCUCGUGUGGUCGAUGAACGUGAGCAGAUGGCCAUCAGCGGAGGAUUCAUUCGCAGGGUAACAAAUGAUGCGCGAGAGAAUGAAAUGGAUGAGAAUUUGGAACAGGUGGGAGGUAUCAUCGGUAACCUCCGCCACAUGGCUCUCGACAUGGGCAACGAGAUCGACACCCAGAACCGUCAAAUCGACAGGAUUAUGGAUAUGGCCGAUUCCAACAAAACCAGGAUCGACGAAGCCAACCAGCGUGCCACAAAGAUGUUGGGAAGUGGCUAAACCCCUGCGAGAAA